Molecule: messenger RNA, 1034 nt
Organism: Phasianus colchicus (ring-necked pheasant)
Lineage: Eukaryota; Metazoa; Chordata; Aves; Galliformes; Phasianidae
Product: osteocalcin-like
Biological process (GO): regulation of cellular response to insulin stimulus; bone development; osteoblast differentiation
Cellular component (GO): extracellular region
Molecular function (GO): hydroxyapatite binding; structural constituent of bone; calcium ion binding
Source: RefSeq, a predicted model, not a curated record
UCCAAGAACGCUCUGAGUGUAGGGAGAGCAGCAAAGGCAAAGCAGACAUGAGGAAGCUACUGACACCAAUGAUCUUGACUCUGGCCCUGGCAGUGCACUGCUGCUGUGAGAAAGAUCCCAAAGAGCCCUCAGGAUCUCCCAGUGCUGCCAGCAUCACAGUUAAAAAGGAAGUUGCCAAUGCCUUUGUGAAGAGGCAGAAGAGAUUCGACAUGUAUGAAUGGUACUCUGAGUAUUACAAAAGCCCAAUGGAGCAGAUGCGUGAGCGUUGUGAAAGCUACCCUCCCUGUGACUAUCUGUCUGACCAAAUAGGAUUUCCCAUGGCCUACAACCGUUUCUUUGGGAGAUACUAAGGCUGGGAUUAUUAUUUGAUCACCUGACCAUUCUGAAAACCCUCAACAGAAAGAAUCUUGUGGAUAGGAAGAAGGGAAGAAGGACAUCCACACUGAGACCAUCUUCCACUGUCUCCCUCACCAGCUGAAACACAAAGGCUAUUCCGCUUGUCUGGAUUGCAUCAGCUUUCUUGCUUUCAUCAAAAAUGUUUAUUUUCUGGUGUCUUCUGUGGUAUUUUCAGUGCCACCAGAAAUGGUUGAGAAGACUCUGUGUUACCCGCUUCUUUUGUAAAUACUAUUACAUAGCUAGAAAUCACAUCCCAGCAUACUCUUCUUAUUAUUCUACCACAAAAUUUGCCCAUAUAAUAUCAACAUUUAAAUCCCCAGAAGAGUGUUUGAAGACCUUUUAGAUGAGCCCUUCCCAUCUGUGUGCUACAUUCAGUGACUGUGAAAAAUGAAUUAGAAAUCUCUUAUUGUUUUUAUUACAAUUGAUCUCUGGUGAAACUGAAUGUACCAAAGUAGAACAAAAAAAUCUGUCUCUCUAAUGCUUUAGCUUUUGUGCUUGAAAUUAAACAUGUCAGAUUGUCUCCCCCAAAGCAAAGAAAAUAAAGCAAUGAACUUUAUGAAAUAAAAAUAAAGAUGUUCAAUGGUGGAUUGAAGCUGGGACAGCAUUUUUUUCAUUCAGGGUGACUUGCCUUUAUAUAU